Cokeromyces recurvatus is the source of this 1356-nucleotide messenger RNA. RefSeq names its product cytoskeletal-regulatory complex EF hand-domain-containing protein. Gene Ontology annotation, molecular function: protein binding; calcium ion binding. Gene Ontology annotation, biological process: actin cortical patch assembly; endocytosis; endosomal transport. The transcript is spliced from 5 exons. Lineage: Eukaryota; Fungi; Mucoromycota; Mucoromycetes; Mucorales; Mucoraceae. Bases 1 to 1356 code for a protein of 451 amino acids. The record is from RefSeq and is a predicted model, not a curated record. Gene Ontology annotation, cellular component: actin cortical patch; plasma membrane; nucleus.
AUGAAUGCAAUUACUCCAGCUGAAAGACAAAAAUAUGCCGAAAUUUUUCAAGCAAGAGGACAAGUGAAUGGCUACAUGAGUGGCGCCAUUGCUCGUGAUGUACUUUUAAAAUCAAACUUACCACCUAACCGUUUAGAGCGCAUUUGGGAUCUUUCUGAUAUCGAUAAAGAUGGCAAUCUUGACUUUGAAGAGUUUUGUAUUGCAAUGCAUUUAACUUUUGACUGUAUUAAUGGUGCAGAAAUACCCAUCUCGCUUCCUCCUUCUUUAAUUCCUCCAAUGAAGGCACAUCUCCUUCCUUCUCAACCUCAACACUAUUUAACAGGUGGUUAUCAACAACCUCAACCUACGGGUUAUCAAGGCUAUCAGCAACCUCAGCCCACUGGCUACCAGCAGCCUCAACCGACGGGUUAUCAGCAAUCUCAACUUACAAAUUAUCAACAGCCUCAGCCUACUGGGUAUCAACAGUUUCAGCCUACAGGUUAUCAGCAACCCCAACCUACUGGCUAUUUUGGUCAACAACAACAACAACAACAAACAGAACUUGAAUUCAGUUGGGAUAUGACACCAGAUGAAAUGACAUCUUAUCAAAAUAUAUAUUCCAAGUACGCUAAUGAUACUGGAAAAGUCAAAUUUAGUCAAAUGGACGAUUUUUAUAAUACUUUAGGACUUUCACGCACUGAUUUAACAAACGCAUGGACCCUUAUUGAUGUGAAUCAUACGAAUGCUCUUACACAAGAUCAAUGCUUAAUGUUUUAUCAUAUCCUUAACCAACGCACGCGUGGUAUUCGUAUCCCUAAAGAGCUUCCACCUGAUCUUCAUGCUGCCUUUGCAGGCGAAUAUGCCGCUGAUUUUGGGGAGCGUCCUGGAUCUGGUACAGGUGCACGUAAAGGAACAAAUCAAUCCAUGUCAAGCAGCGCCAAAUUAGCGGAUAGUUAUGUUAAUCGUUUAGGUGCAGCUAAUACUUCAUUAAGUAGUAAAGGAUCAACGACUUCUAAUAAUAAAUAUGAUGAAGAGGAUAUGCUUAGAAGAGAGCUUGCAGAGUUAAAGGAGCGGGUUAAGGAAGCAGAACAGAAGGCAGCUGAAGCUAAAGAAAGUGAUCGUCAUACUUCCUUCGCCUCUCGUCCUUUACGUGAUCAAUUCCAAGCACUUUAUGACUAUAAAUUACGUCAAUUAACUGAUCAGAAUGAUAUUGAGGAUAAAGUUCGUAAACAAGAAAGAGAUAUUGAAGCUGCUCGUGAUGCCAUUCGUCGCUUAAAUCGUAUUUUGGAUGAUGUUAGAGGAAAGAAGAGAGAACUGGAAGGAUUAUUAGAGGAAAGAAGAUUAGAAGUACAAAAGGUUUUACGAGCAUCUGAAUAA